Messenger RNA from Diabrotica virgifera virgifera (western corn rootworm), 8257 nucleotides. RefSeq lists its product as uncharacterized. NCBI's taxonomy places the organism in Eukaryota, Metazoa, Arthropoda, Insecta, Coleoptera, Chrysomelidae. The record is from RefSeq and is a predicted model, not a curated record. Gene Ontology annotation, biological process: regulation of transcription by RNA polymerase II. Gene Ontology annotation, cellular component: nucleus. Gene Ontology annotation, molecular function: DNA binding; protein binding. The transcript has 4 exons. Bases 15 to 1757 code for a protein of 580 amino acids.
GACUUUCCAAGAAAAUGGCCACCGCCCAGCAGUUUUGCCUCCGAUGGAACAAUCACCGAUCCAAUCUUCUCACAGUAUUUGACGAGCUUCUUCAAAAUGAAGCAUUCACAGAUGUCACCCUGGCAUGCGAGGGUGGUUCUCCCAUCAAAUGCCACAGAAUGGUACUAGCGGCCUGUUCUCCAUACUUUCAAAACCUAUUCACCGACUUGCCUUGCAAACAUCCUGUAGUAGUACUCAAAGACGUUAAGCAUGCAGAAAUUAAAGCUAUUCUAGAAUAUAUGUACAGAGGUGAGGUAAAUGUAGCUCAAGAUCAAUUAGCUGCUUUACUUAAAGUAGCUGAGGCUCUUAAAGUAAAAGGAUUAGUAGAGGAAAAUAGAUCCAAUAGAAGUCCCAAACAGGAAGAAGCUAUGGAUCAUUCACCUUCCAUAUCCACUUCAAGUUCUGUAAUGCAAAACAUUGUGCACAGUAGCAGCAAUACUUCACCACCUCAUUCAACGAAUACUCUUUAUAAGAAUUCCUACAAUAUAUACAACAACAAACCUCCCCAAGACUCUAGGCUAAACCUGCCAAUGUGGGCUAUGCCCGGUCUACCUCUUCCUUCUCACACUUCUUCACAGAUUCCUACUAAUAACCACCCUAGCACAGCAAUGCUCGGUGGUUGUUACGAUGUUGCUACGUCCGAUAUGUCGCCAUUAAAAAGAAAAAAAUUGUCCAGUUUGCUCAUGCAUAGAGAUACACCAAUCUUGAGGACUGUUUUAGGGCAGGGUCAAGCCGAUUCCUCGCAACCAGUUAGUUUAGUUUGCCACCCCGAUAGCGCCGAACAAAGUAACGGAAAUGAAGACAGACUGAAGCAUAUGAAAAACGAACCUUCAGAAGACGCUCAAUCCCCGUAUACAGACUUCACUCCCAUGAACGACGAAGAAGAUAAAUCUAAAUUAGCAAUUCCCUCCUCGUCUCCUCAGUCGUUCUCUCGCGAAAUGCGUGCUGUUCCACCAGGUAUAGCCCCAUACGUACCUAAUCAGGUACCUGAAUAUAAGAGAUAUAAACAGUACACCAGAGACGAGAUCAUGGCAGCUAUUGAAGCUGUAAGGAACGGCAUGUCUGCCCUACAAGCUGCGAGAAAAUACCGUGUGCCUUCGAGGACGCUAUACGAUAAAGUCAAAAAGUUAGGAAUAACGACUAGUAGACCUUUCAAGCGAGGAUCUAAUGGAAGCUCAUCUUGUUUUUCUUAUGGAUCACCGUACAGUGGACAUCUUUCUGAAUCCGACGAAAAUCCUAACAAUUCCUCUCUAUUAGAGGCAAGCAGUUUCCUGCAACACGCUUUAGAUGGGAGAGGAGGAGACGAACGCGAAGCUUUAGCAGCAAUGGCCGCUGCAGCAGCUGCCCAUGCAAUAGCUUCAGGACAUUCGACAAGCCCAAGUAAUCUUGGACGAGCCCGAAGCCCAAGUCCUAGCCCUACAAUGAUCAAAUAUAUGAGACAUGCAAGUUUGACUCCUUCUCCCGCCCCAGGAAGUGACCACCACCAUUCCCACAGCGAGACAAAUGGAAGUUCGGAGAGAGAUCACGAAGAAGAGGAAGAUCAGGUCGAAGAUCUAUCAAUAAACAGAAAGGAGCAACACAGAGAAAGAGAAUCGACAAGAGUAAUAAUGCCUCCUAUGAAUCAAGUGUCUGCAAUAAUGAAAAAGGAGGAACUACUAAUAGACAGCCUCAAAGAAGAGGCACGGAGAGAAGUAACCUUAGACUGUGAAGGCGAAUAAUGUGUAAUAAACAAUGUCUGGACUCUAUUGAGAAGUUUUAAAACCAGUGUUAAAUUUUAUGAUAUAUAGUUUAUUAUUUUGAGAAAUGCAACCUCGAUUGACUGAUGUUCAGUGCAAUAUGUUUUAAUGCCGUACUCACUUUUUACUAUUAGCUCUUAGAGUAGAAAAUGUGAGGAAUGAACUAAAUGUGCUGGAGAUAUUGACAUCGGUAUUAUGUGACAUAAAAACAAUGACAAGGGGUACAUAAUAUCUGCAUUUAAAGUAUACAGCGUAUAUAAAAUAUACACAUUUUAUACAAAUCAAAAUUUAGUUGGAAUUGAUAUAAAACUGUCGUUUUUUGAAAAAUUCUAUUUUGCAAUUAUACAGGGUGUCCAGAAACUCUACCGACAAACGAAGACAGAAGAUUCCUCAGAUAAUUUUAAGACAAUUUAACCAAAUUAGCCUAGUCCUAAAAUGCUUCCUAAGGGAGCUAGAGCUCUUUGAAGAUGGCGUCUGGUAUUUAGUUUUUCUUAAAUACCUCCAGAACGCUUCUGGUUAGAAAAACGAAAAUUGGUAAGCAUUUUUUGAUCUUUCAACGAUAAAUCUAUUCCAUUCAUUGCGAAUUUCUUGUACCGGUCAUAGGCGUCCGUUUUGAGUAGGAUAACGGUUAUUUUAUCGCGUAACAUUUUUGUCUUUAAAUUUUAAGCAUUUUUGACUCUGGACUAUUAAAUUCUGAGGUAUUUUAGUACUAAAAGGUACUCCUCUUUUAAGUCGGUGGAACACUCCAUUUUCUAGAAAAAUCGAUUUGAAAAUUUUUCGUCUCUUGAAUUUGAAAAAAAAAUCAAAAAUUGUUUUAAAAACGGUGUGUUUGACCAACUUAAAGCAGGACUAACUUUUAGUACUAGAAUACCUCAAUUUAAUAAUCUAGUGACAAAAAUGCUUAAAAAUUAAAGACAAAAAAGUUAUGUGAUAAAAUAACCGUUGAUCUACCCAAAACCGAUGCAUAUGACCGGUACCAGAAAUUCUUAAUUAAUGAAAUCGAUUCAUCUCUGGAAUAUAAUUAAACGUACAAGUUUUCGUUUUUCUAAAUAGUUUUUUUUUUAUUUUUUUUGAAAUUAAAAAAACGAAAAAUUUUCAAAUCGAUUUUUCUAGAAAACGGUUUAUCCUGUCGACCUUAAGAAAGAGUACCUUUUUGUACUAGAAUACCUCACACUUUAAUAAUCCAGAGUCGAAAAUGCUAAACAAUUAAAUACAAGAAAGUUAUGCGAUAAAGUAACCGUUGUCCUACCCAAAACGGACGCCUAUGACCGGUACUAGAAAUUCGCAAUGGAUGGAAUCAAUUUAUCUCUGGCAGAUUAAUACGCAUACCAACGUUUGUUUUUCUAUGUGGAAGAGUUCCGGAGGUAUUUAAGAAAAACUAAUUACCAGACGCCAUCUUCAAAUAGCUCUAGCUCCCUUAGGAAGCAUUUUCGGACUAUGUGAAUUGGGUUAAAUUGUCUUAAAAUUAUCUGAGGAAUCUCCUGUCUUCGUUUGUCGGUAGAGUUUCUGGACACCCUUUAUAAGUAAAAAUGUAAAUUUAAUGUACGCCCAGUUAACAACUAUGUACAUAUCUCUUGUGCCUAUAAACAAACUAUUUAUUAUCACAUCUACAAGUGAACAAAUAAAAAAGUUUUCUACAAUCGAUAAAAUCUACCUGAGGAGACCUAUACUAAAUUUACAAUCAAGAUACAGUAGAAAUAAACAGACCAAGACACGUUAAAUGCUACUAGGAGCACUCCCAAAUCAUAAUUUACAAUGUAUAUACAUUGUAAAUUCCAAAUCAUGAUUAACACAGUUUAUACAUUGUAAAUUAUGAUUCGGAAGUCCUCCUAGUAGCAUUUACCCUGUCUUGGUUUGUUUAUUUCUACUGCAUCUUAAUUUUAAAUUUAGUAUGUAUAAAAUAAAUAAAAUAUUAACGAAAUCAGUGUUUGCUGUAAUCUAAUUACAAACUGAACCAGUAGUUUAAUAGUAGCUAUUUUUGCUCAACUUAUAUUCUUAUUGUAGUUUUUAGUCAGAUCUCAUUUUUUUUUAAUUCUAGAUGUUCUUUUUUCUACAUUCUUUUUUUUUUUCGUUACAUUGUAAGAUUCAAAUAUUCUAAAUAUUUUACAACUAUUCAUAUAAUAUUAAAAAAUUUUAAGUUUACGUGGUUAUUUUGGUUAUAUUUUAUAAUUACAAUAUCUUUAAAUUGAUGAGUUAGUACAUUGUUUAAUUUGUAAUAAAUCGCAGGUACAGAAAAACAUAUCAAAAUAAAGCUAACAUACUCAAAAUUCUAUUAAAUUGUUUUGUAUUUUUCAAUUCAAUUCGUCAAAUACGUAAAUAUAUUUUUGGCAAUUGUUUGUGACCCCUUUUGUAAAGUGAAUAGCUUUAACAUGUUUAUUCCUACUAGAAAUUAAAAAUAGAGCCUUACAUACAGAUUUUAUUAAUCGUGUGGAACUGUGGAAGUUAAUAGAUAAAAAAUGUAACGACAAUUAUCGAGGCCCAACGUGAGACAUGGCUCCAAUAUAAACGUAUUCACCAACAAUGCUUGCUACAUAGUUCAUGUAUUAAACUGUUCACUUGAAAAGGAUGCAUUUGUAUCAAAAGGCUACAAGACACUUUUGUUUUCGGUGUUUUAUUUUUAUAUUAAGAUUUUGUUGGAGUCUUUGUGCUACGUGUUCUAGAAAGCGCCUAAGAAGUAUAAGUAUUUUUGAAAAUGUCACAUAUUUCCAGACUUUAGUAGUCCUCAUAUUUAACUAGUGUUUAACUGUAACGUGUGCCUACAUGGAAUGCUUGCAACGCAUUGAGACCAGCUCAUAUUUUUGCUACAAGUUCCUCUGCAUAUAGAGAGCCCGACGAUAAUAAGACUGAUAGAUAUUAACUAAUAUUUUUUUACAUGAGACUGAUGAUUUAAAAAUAAUUAGACAAAGCAAAGAGGAUGGUCGCAUGCUUGAGCAUAUCAUUUUGCGGGAUGUCUUCCCUGCGUAUAGACCAAAUAAAAGAACAUAAUGUCCGUAGUUAAGACUUAAAUAUUAAUUAUAGGGUCAUUCGUAAAAUAAGGUUCCAUAUGCCACUGAGAAAGAGUGCGAUGAGCUGAGAGAAAUCUGGCAACACUGCCUUAUAUAUCAACUCUCUCUCCCUCUCUUACACAUUGCUCAGUGUUGACCUAGCAGACUUCGAAGAUGGAGGCCACGGUCACUGUUAGCACCAAUGUGAAAUUUAUUCUGUGAUACGUUUUUUAAAUGCAAAAUUCAUUUAUUUCAUCUAUUGACACUCGUCAGUUAAUUGAAGUUUAUGGGUAAAAGUGCAUAUUGAUUCAACAUGUUUGCAACGAACGGAAAUUCACGAUGAAGAUGGAAGCGGAAGGCCUUCCAGAUUCAUCGUGAAUUUCCGUUCGUCCUUCACUGAAUUCUCUACACCAUUUGCGAACAUGUUGAACAGAUAUGCACUUUUACGCAUAAACUUUGAUUAACUGACGAUGAAUGUCAUUAGGUGAAAUCCAUUUUGCAUUUAAAAAACAUGCAAAUAGCAUACAUUUCAAACAACCUCCAGCUUCGAAGGCGACACUGAGCAAUGCAGCCAAGUGAAAGUGGUUUGGUGAGAGAGAGGGAGAGUUGAUGUGAAAAGAGGUGUUGCCAGAUUUCUUCCUUUCUCCACGGCAUAGGGUACCUUAUUUUUCGAAUGACCCUCGUAAUACCAAUAUUUUUUACGAAAACCCCUUACCAAUUGAAAACAGCUGGAACCGUUCUUGAAUUAGUAAAGGAUUUUGCAGAAAAAAAAAUUGAAUUACUAAAUUAUAUUAAUGACUGGUCGCAGGGAACACAUUUACCGGGUGUUAUAUCUUAAAAAAGAUGUAAAUAUUUUUUUACUUUUAUUAAUUAUUGCUGAGGGGCAUUAAGCCAGAAAUUUUAGAGGUACUGAAUUUUUUUUAAGUAACGUAUAACUCAAGAUUUUUUCGUCAGCGUCCUACACAUUAUGAUCUCAAAUAGGAUAAAAAAUUAUUAAAUAAUUAUAGUUUAUAUUUUUGAAGUUCUUUUCGAUGAUUUCGAUAAAACAUAACGCCAGAUUUAGAACUUAAAAACAAAUAUAAUAUACAAAAAAUAAUAGUGUCCAUAAAAAUAAAAAAUUACCCUUACAAUGUUAUAUUUAUAAAUAUAUUAUAGAAUAGGAUGUAUAUUUUUUCCAAUAAACUUGUUUAUUUAUCAGCCAUAUGAUGGCUUUAGGAGUUUUAUGAUUUCCACUUAGUGGAUUAUGACUUUCUCGACAUUCUCUAUUGUAGCUUUACACAAUUUAAAUAUUGCCAUUUUGUAUUUUUUUGAGGUCCUUUAAUUUGUAGCUUGGCUGGUUUAUGGUUUACUUGAUGCUUAUCCCAAUUUGGCUGUCCAACACUAAUACCAUCUAUACAGCAACUAUAAGGGUUUAAGAGAAUCAACUUAAUUUUAUAGUCCCGUUUAAUCUUCCUAUAACGUCUUUCAUAGCGAUGAUUACGGAGAUAAUAUAUGGUCUUCAUAAAAAGAACUUUACAUAAUGCUUUUUUCUUGUCAGAAAACUUGUAUUAAAUAAGAAAAUAAUGUAUACUAAUAAAUUAGAAUAAAUUGGGAUUCUUCUAUGAAUACUUUAUUUUUAUUACAUAACACUUUUACAUAACUUGUAAAAAUUAUAAACCAGGGUGCACUACUAUGUUAGCUCGAAAUUCAAAAUUGUUCAAAGUAUUCAUCUUCCUAGUUCGCAAGUGUUCUGUUUGUUUUACUUGUCCAUUGUCUUCGAUAUUCUAUUGUAUCGACCAUUGGUGACAUUUUUUGUAUUUACAGUACAGAUACAUACGUGGAAACAUUGUAUAAUAAUACCCUUCUUAUAAACUCUAAAAUGGAGAAGAGUGAGAGAUAAAAAUUAUUUUUAGUAAACGAUAUGUAGAUUACAUACGUGCCUUUUCAAUGUAACAUUCAGCCAGUGGCGGAUCCAGAGAGGGGGUCACGGGGUCAUGACCCCCCCCCGCAAAAGAAAAAUAAAUAUCAAUUCAAUAAUUCUAAACAAAAAGGAAAAAAAGAGCUGUCAAACAAAAAAAAUUUAAGCCCCAAAAAAAUUGAAAACCCACUUAUCCUUGGUAAGACUAAGUGACCUUGCAUAAGAGAAAAGCAAUUAAAUCACCCUCAAGAUCCAUAACCCCCCCCCCCAAAUUCUGGAUCCGCCACUGCAUUCAGCUCUAUGCUUUAUGAAAUCAUCGAAAAGAACUACAUACUAAACGUGUAUCCAAGACUGACUAGAGUCUGGCUAAAGUUGGUACACAAUAAAUUUCACAUUUUUAUUUAAAAAAAAAUAUAGGUAAACUUAGUGUUUGGACCUGUAGAGAAAUUAUAAAUUAUGCAUAGUUUAGUAGCGGACACCCAGUUUUUUAUUAGAGGGUUGAUUUCUAAAUUCAGACCUCUAUAAUUUAUAUUUCUUGAUCGGAAGUAGGUUCAAUGUGAUUACAAUAAAUUUAUGUGGUUUUGGGGUUUUUUAGGAAACGUAUUAUAUUUCAGUUACUAUAGCGUAAGUGAAAAUACAUUUGUAAGAUAUUCAAUCUGUUGGCUCAAUUUUUAAGGCACCGGAUAAUUGUUAACAGAUUUUUCGAGUUUAUUGUGUCGUCAAGAGUGUUUUUGUUGCACUUUCGAGAAUUUCAUAGUUUUUAAAUACCAAAUAUUUAAUCAAACCAAAUAUAUACCUACAGUCUUCUAUAUAAAGGUUAAAAACGAAUUAGUAAUUUGCCAUAAAUGGUAAUUAUAAAAAUAAAGAGAUUGAUUAUUUGUAGUGAGUCCCCUUGCGAAGGUAAAAGGUGCCCGCCAGCAAAACUAGCAUAGGCACCCUUCGUUUUUUUUAAUUAGUAUUUUGUAUAACACCAACAAAAAAAGCUUAUUUUGGCGCUCCCAAAACAGAGGCGCCCUCCUGCAGUACAUCCCUUGCAAGCCUGUUAUCACCGGCCCUAUAUCUUACAUAUUUUCUGUAGCUAUUCAUUUUAUUUGCAAAUAUAAUAAACGUUGCUAACUUUAUCAGCUCACUUGCCCUCGCUAACAGUGGCGGCUCGUAAUUUUUACAAUAGGGGAGGCUAUACCUAACUGUAAAAUAUCUAGACAAAUUUGCACUAGCAAAAAAAAAAUCCGCUAAAAAAAUCUAAUUUAAGGCCCCAUUUUUUUGACCAUUUUUUAUUUACAUUUUAUAAUAUCAUCAUAAUUCACAAUUUCAUAAUAUCAAUCAUUUUGAAAAUAGUUAGUCUAAUUGUAAAAGUGUAUUACCAAAGUUUGUGUCGUUUAUUUGUUAACAAUUAUAUCUCUGCAAGUAGAUAUGCAUAUCAAAAUAAAUACAGAUUUGAAGUUUUGCAGUCCAUACAGGUUGAAGGUUCACAUUUUUUAAGAUAACUGAAUUUUUUUAAUUCUAAAAGCGGCCUACUGCGAAUCCCAAAAUACGGUAAAUUACCGAUAUUUUGCUUUGCAUUACAGAUAUCGGAAAAAGUUAUUUGAACAAGUUGUUUC